GAGGAACAAUGAACUGGGCCGGUCUCUACACGGUGCUAAGUGGGGUGAAUCGCCAUUCCACCGCUAUUGGGCGCAUCUGGCUCUCCGUCAUCUUCAUUUUCCGGAUAAUGGUGCUGGUGGUGGCAGCUGAGAGUGUCUGGGGGGAUGAGAAAUCUGCUUUCACCUGCAACACACAGCAACCUGGCUGCAACAGCGUCUGUUAUGACCACUUUUUCCCCAUCUCUCACAUCCGUCUGUGGGCCCUGCAGCUCAUCCUUGUCACCACACCGGCCCUCCUCGUGGCAAUGCACGUGGCCUAUCAGCAGCACCAGGAGAAGAAGCUGCUGGUGCUAACUGGCCAUGCAGACGCCAAGCACAUGGAGGAGGUGAAGAAGCACAAAAUGCGUAUAUCAGGUUCACUGUGGUGGACAUAUGUUUGCAGCGUUGUCUUCAGGCUGCUCUUUGAGGCUGUGUUCAUGUACAUCUUCUACAUGCUCUACCCAGGCUACCAGAUGGUGCGGCUGGUCAAGUGCGAGGCUUACCCCUGCCCCAACACUGUCGACUGCUUCAUCUCCCGGCCCACUGAGAAGACCAUCUUUACUGUCUUCAUGCUGGUCACCUCCAGCAUCUGCAUUAUUCUCAACAUGGCGGAGCUGGUCUACCUGGUAGUUCGAGCUUGUGCCCGCCGAGGUCAGCACAACUCCAAUCCCCCAUCAGGGAAGGGCUCCUUCUAUGGGCACAAGCUCUCCUCUGAAUACAAGCAGAAUGAGAUCAACCAGCUGUUGACAGAGCAGGAUGGCUCCCUCAAGGACAUGUUGCGCCGCAACCCCGGGCUGCAGGAAAAGGGUGACCGCUGCUCUGCCUGCUAG
Apaloderma vittatum (bar-tailed trogon) is the source of this 848-nucleotide messenger RNA. RefSeq names its product gap junction protein, beta 1, 32kDa (gene GJB1). Gene Ontology annotation, biological process: cell communication. Bases 9 to 848 code for a protein of 279 amino acids. The record is from RefSeq and is a predicted model, not a curated record. The transcript has a single exon. NCBI's taxonomy places the organism in Eukaryota, Metazoa, Chordata, Aves, Trogoniformes, Trogonidae. Gene Ontology annotation, cellular component: connexin complex.